This is a messenger RNA of Peniophora sp. CBMAI 1063, 3006 nucleotides long. The record is from the annotation of a GenBank genome assembly. Lineage: Eukaryota; Fungi; Basidiomycota; Agaricomycetes; Russulales; Peniophoraceae.
AUGACCUCCGAGGAAGAGUACUCGUCGUCGUCGGGCUACGACACCGACGAGACCACGUCAUCCGAGGAAACGGAUAGUGGGGACGACAAUGGGCCGGUCGCUGGCCCUUCUAGUGCUCCUCCUACAAUAGAGGGUGAGAUAGAGGGUGAUUUCGACCGACUGAUUCAAAGCAUCCGCAUUGGGGACGCAGACGCCAGCUCUUCCCUUCUUACGAAGGACUGGGAUCUACAUGCCGACGAGCAGGAUGCUCAAUUCCACGACGACUUGCGCGCUGCAUCUGGUAUCGGGAAAAGGCGAGGAGCGAAGAAACGCGGGAGGAGGAGGACAGGUCCGGUAUUAUCCUUACAGGUUAAGGCCAUGAUCGGCGAGGGCAAUCAAGCGUAUAUCGACGGAGACACAGCAAAAGCUAUUCAAAUCAUGCAAGAGGUCAUUCGUAUUGAACCUCGUGCUGCGUCUGCAUGGAGCGUCCUAGCGAACUGCCUCACAGAUCUCGGGCAAGCGGAUAAGGCACUUCAGACGCGCAUCAUGGGUGCCCAUCUACAUCAUGACGCAGAAGAGUGGGAGCUUCUAGCCAAUGAGAGUCGAGAGCGUGACUUCAAGCAGCAGUCGCUAUAUUGUCUAGGGAAAGUGUGCAGCCUCGAUGGUGAGAGGCUCAACGCGUUCUGGGAUCGCGCGUUCUUAGCCAAAGAACUCGACCAACCCCGCAUCGCGAGGAAUUCAUUCUUGGCUAUACUGAAGCACAGACCGCACGAUCUCACGGUCCUCGAAGAACUGCGUACCCUCCUCAUCGACUCCGGCGAGCUCGCGCUAUGCGCGGAGCUCUUCUCCGAAGCUUUCGGGCAUCACAUGAAGAUCUUCCCAGCCGGCGUAGACAGACCCACAAACCUUGAAGGCGGUGGUUUCGGCAUCAUGGAGCUCUUGGCGCUCGCCGACAUGCUGAACACGAUGGGCCAGUACGAGCAGGCUAUACAUACCAUCAGACGAGGCGUACGCUGGUUACAAGGACGUGCCGCGGAUAUAUUCUGGGAUGAAACAAAGGACGAUAGAGAGUACGAUCUCCCACCAGGUCGACCUGACCGACCCGGGGAACGCAAGGCCGGUCUGUGGGAACUCAAUAUAAAUGCCCGCCAGCGUCUCGCCAUCGCCCGUAUCAAGCUGCGCGACUUCGAGGAGGGCGCUAUCCAUGCCUCCAUCGUACUUCGUGAAGACCCGGUUGAAUAUGCACCUCUCUUCGCCGAGAUCGCCGAUGCGUACUUUGAGUGCGAGCGAUAUGAGGAGGCGAAGCCUAUCUAUGAGACACUUACGAAUGACGCGAGUACGGCGGUGCACAUGCUCGUACAAGUUGCGAAGUGUCACCAUAUGCUUGGUGAGCUGCAAGAAGCGGCUGAGGUCUACGAGACGGUCGUGGCGGCAGAUCCGACGAGUAACGCGGCGAAGAUGCGAUUGGCGGAGAUCUACGAGGUGUCGGGCGAACCACGCAAAGCGCUAGAUCUUGUCUAUCAAGUGAUUGACAGUCGCAAACGUAGACGACGGGCAGACGGGUCUGCGAGGGAUGCCUCGGAGAUGGACGAAGGCACCACUGAAGCCGAAGGUGGCUCUUCGCUUUUCCGCGAACGCGAAGCACGCCGCUCUGCACGUACGGCGAAGAAGUCGAUGACUCCCGCCCAACUUCUCAAGCUGGAGAAUGAGCGCAAAGAGCAGGCUCUGGGGUGGUAUAAGCGUAUUCGCGAGCUAUGGCCCGCGAUGAUGAGCGGACAAGAGGAGGCCGAGCGCGAAUGGCUACUCGAGACGGAGAAGCUCGUUGAGAUGUUCAGGAGUACGAGAGACAUGUUCACGACUGGAAAGGUGUUUCGAGGGAUGGCAGGGCAGAGAAGGGGGACAAGGAGGAAGAAGAUGGCAUCUGACGAUGAGGCUGAGGAGGAUGAUAUGGCAUCUAGGCUCCAAGCUGAUCUCGACCAGGACAAAGCUAGCCAGCGAGUACUGAAAGAUGUCGAGGAGCUAACGGAGUUCAGAGGCAUAUCCUUCGACGACUGGCUGCGUCUCAUCAUGCAGUAUGCGUUUGUCCUGACAAAGCAAGGUCAAUGGGAGCUGGCGAACGAGGUCCUCGGUCAUACUCUAUACUCGAAGAUCAUCCGCGGCGACAUGCGGGAUACAAUCCGUUUAGCCAUCAUGGCGUGCGCGGCAUACUCAAAGCACUUCACCACAGUACUGGAGCAAUCUCGUCGCUUGAUUUACUCCCACCAAUUCAACAACGAACCACUACGGUUGCUAUGCGCAUCUCUCGCCUCCGGUCUCCAUGCGACGGACGUCUUCAUCGUCAGUACGCUUCAGAAGGCGUUACUGCGUGAGAUCAAGCUAUCAGAUGCUGCGGUGCACUCUCGCGACAAAGUGAAGUUUCACGCUGCAAACAAGCGCUGGGGUGUAUCCCUCGGUAAAGGCAACAGGGGAGACGCAGACGACAAAGACGAAGAGGCUGACGAUGGCGUUGGUGAUGCCAAAGGUGAUGCAUCUGAGCUACCGACCAAAAAUAACCCACUCCUUGUCACCAUCUACGGCCAGAUCUCACUCGCUGCGAAGAGCUACCAGAGCGCACUGUUCUACCUUUUGCAUGCGUAUGACUAUUGUCCGGAUGAUCCUGUGGUCAACCUCUGCCUUGCUGUGGCAUCGAUGGGCCGCGCUAUGCAGCGACAGGCGGAUAACCGGCAUCACCUCAUAGCACAGGCCAUGGCUUUCUUGACGCAUUACCGCGAACUCCGGGCCGGGGAUCCUGAUGGCCUGCAAGAGGUCGAGUUCAACUUCGGCCGUGCUUUCCAGACGCUAGGCCUCAAUUCGCAUGCGGUCAAGCAUUACGAGCGGGUACUCGAGCUUGCUGAAGCUAGGACACGGAUAAAUCCGCAGGAUGUUGGGUUAGCGAAGGAGACCGCGUACAACCUAUCGAUAAUCUACGUGACCACCGGCGCAGCCCCGCUCGCAGAGGCUCUCUAUCGCCGUUGGCUAAGUAUAUGA